Dicrocoelium dendriticum is the source of this 2031-nucleotide messenger RNA. The record is from the annotation of a GenBank genome assembly. Lineage: Eukaryota; Metazoa; Platyhelminthes; Trematoda; Plagiorchiida; Dicrocoeliidae.
GCUCAGCAGGUAAGGAUCAAGCGAAGAGACCGUAACACUAUUGCAUCAACUUCAUAUUCAGCAUCCAAACCGGAUGGCGCAAGCUGUUUCCCUGCUGCUGCUGCUGCUGCUGCUGCUGCUGUCGUUGAAUAGCAAACUUUGGGUCUGGCAACUAUCGGUACACUGCAUUCAGUAUGAAGCGCUCGUUUAUCCUGAAAGUUCCGACCCUGGUAUUUCAAAGCGAAAUGCCGAUCGUAAACUUGAAGCAUUUAAGCAUGAUUUCCAUCAUGAGUUGAAGUCAGGGCAAAGGCCGAAAAAUGUAAUUUUGUUCAUUGGUGACGGUAUGGGUAUAAGCACGCUCACAGGAGCUAGAUAUACAAAGGCGCAAAACCUUGGUUUGGCAGCAGGCGAGGUCCAACUCGCAUGGGAUGAUUGGCCAUCCGUUGCGCUCGUCACUACACACAGUGCAGAUCGAAUGACUACGGAUUCUGGUACCUCGGCAACAGCCAUAAUGUGUGGCGCAAAAACCAUUCAUGAGGUAAUAGGAAUCGUGGGGAUUUCAGAGUGCUGCAUUUGUCAAAAGCUGAAUUCUACGAACAGAGUCAAAUCUAUACUAAUUAUGGCUCAACAUUCCGGACUUUCAACUGGAAUCGUAACCACAACUCGUGUGACCCAUGCAACACCAGCCGCGGCCUACGCUCACAUUCCGCAUCGGGAUUGGGAGUCCAGCCCACACCACUCCAAAGAUAAAAAGGUAUUAUGUCCCGACAUUGCAUCGCAACUGCUCACAGAGGGAAUCGACUUUAAUGUCAUUUUGGGAGGAGGAUAUCACAACUUUUAUCAAACUCCGGACGCGUAUACUCCAGCGACAAAUGGUACCAGGACAGAUGGAAGAAAUUUACUGAAAGAGUGGAUAGACAAACAGGAAAUGCAAAGUAGACAGUAUCAGUUAAUAUUCAAUAGAACAGCUUUGCUCAAAGUGAAUAACUCUGAGACAAACUACUUGCUCGGUUUAUUUUCCGGCUCUCACAUGGACUACGAAAUACAACGCAGAGAUCAGCCUAGCCUCGCAGAGAUGACCAGUGUUGCAAUCCAGAUCCUAUCUCGGAACUUCAAGGGUUUUCUCUUAUUGGUUGAAGGAGGUCGCAUUGAUCACGCGCACCACACGAACAUGGCAAAGGCCGCAUUAACCGAUACACUCGCAAUGGAGAAUGCUGUUUUGACUGCUGUGAGGGAGACAGACCCUAAGGAGACACUCAUUUUGGUCACAGCGGAUCAUUCACAUGGUUACGGGAUAGCUGGAUAUGCAACCAGAAGACAAAACAUUUUUGACAUUGAUGACACUCAAGAGGCAGAUGACGGAAUGCCCUACCUGAUUUCAAGCUAUUUUAACGGUCCUGCGGCGAAAAUAAAUCAAACACGAGAGAACCCAUUGAAACCUGGCAGGUUAGAUGAUUUGGCUAUGCAACAGGCCUUGGUCCCUUUGUCACUAGCUACGCACACGGGAGAAGAUGUCGCCUUGUACUCUACUGGGCCAAUGCACCAACUUUUUCAUGGUACGAUUGACAAUACAUUCAUAGCAUACGGUACCAUGUAUGCACUGUGUCUGGAACCAUAUAAAAACGCAUCCCAUUGCCAGCAAUCAAAGGGCACCAGGAACGCCAAGCAACAAACCAUUUCAAUUGUGCUACAGCUCUCAACGUUGUUCUGGUUGCAGAUGAACUAGCUAACACGCUGCUUCCCUUUUUUAGUGUCAGAGGUGACCCAAACACAUUAUUGUCGUACAUCAUUACAAGCAAGUAUCUACUUUUCCGCGAGUACUGUGCAGUGUUUAUUAUUAUACUGUCUAGAUUUAUGCAUCACUCUACUGAUAGCCUCACAAGCGUCCAUUUUCCACAUCUGAAUAAGGCUCUUCCUUGUAUGCAAACAUUUACCAGCGCUGCAGGAUACAACAGCCUUUUUUUGCAAUUCUAUGUUUAUUUUAGCUACAAUACAUAUGUACUACAAUAAGACCUUUCGUUUUCAUUGGUACCUACAGCGCGUUUGCUUUAG